Halichondria panicea is the source of this 1742-nucleotide messenger RNA. RefSeq lists its product as uncharacterized. The transcript has 7 exons. Bases 165 to 1532 code for a protein of 455 amino acids. Lineage: Eukaryota; Metazoa; Porifera; Demospongiae; Suberitida; Halichondriidae. The record is from RefSeq and is a predicted model, not a curated record.
GGUGCAUGCAGAAAAGGGGGCUAGCCAAGAACAACACAACAAUCUUUGCAGCUAGAUCUACACAGUCUACUGAUCUAGGAGAGUGUUGUAUUUGGCUUGUAGGCUUUACAGUUUACAAUAAUCUAUCUGGAAACUGUUACAAAUAGCCUGAAAAUAUUCUGAAGAUGCAGUGGAUUUCGAGGUCAUCAACAGCAAGAUCCUUUGAAAGAAAAUGGUCUCCAAAAAUCAGACCACCCUACAAACACCUGGAAGAUCUGGAAGAUGAUGUUACCCUGGUUUUCCGUAAGCCUAGUUGGCAGCUCAGAGCCAGCCUUGCCUCUGUGUUGAUCACCCCUGUCCUUUACCAACUCUACCUCAUUAUGGUCACCAUCAGAUACAUACUCUUCUUACAAACUUUUUCCUCUCCCCCACGUCCUGCUUGCCCUGUGGUUGACUUGAGUUGGACCGGAGUGUUUCCUUGUGAGCUGGGAUGGAGGGGGAGUGCACUGGCCGUUCUCAUUCUGUCAGCUGUGCUUAUCACCUGCUACUCACUCAUCAUUGCCUGCUUGGUGAGAUGGAACCCUCGGAACAUUCAGUAUUGUACCACAGUUUUUGGUACUCAAGAAAAGCCGACCAAGUUCCAAGUGAGAGUUCAGAGCACUAAUCGACUGAUGUUGCCCCCCACUCUCAGUCUGUGUAUACUGUUACUGAUAUUCCGCUUACUGUUACAGUCAGGAGAUGUUGAAGCAAACCCUGGACCAACGUUCUGCUCCAUUCUGACUAUCGAUGAUUUGAAUUCUGUUUACGAGAAACUGAUAGAAGCCGCUGAAAACUGGUUGGACCUGGGACUUGCCCUGGGAUUAGGUCAUAGCACCCUCAGCAAUAUAAAAGGUGAACAUCGAGACAAGAACCAAACCUGUUUACGGGAAAUGUUAGCUGUUCGCUUGAAGACUGGCCCUCCUCUCACCUAUUCUGACAUAUGUCGGAGUCUCAGAGCACGAACAGUUAAACGGAAUGAUGUCGCUGUGACUAUAGAGAUGGAAUGUACAGAUGACGAUACUUCACCUGGGCCAUCUAAGAGGCAGAAAUUGUCCACAAUGACUCCUGGACCAACUAAACCUAAAUCCGAUAAUCGUCUCGAAAAGAAAGAAGGUGAACAUUCCGAAAAUCAACAUUUAACUGUAGACAUUAUAGUGAGGGAAGUGGGUAUCAGGAAAGAAGUACUUGAUCAGCGUUGCUUGUCUGAAGUGUUGGAGGAAAUUGGUCGAGUUCUUCCAAACUGGCUGAAGUAUGCUAAGGUCCUGCUGUCUAAAGCACAAAUUCAAGGUAUUAAGACUGACACAAACUUAGAUUAUGAAAUGAGGGGUCAGAAGGUGUUGGAGAUUUGGCUCAACGAAUAUAACACAAGCUACCGCAUGCUUGUUGAUAUUUGCCUCAAAUUGAAGGAUGGCGAAACAGCAAGAAGAAUCUGUGAGAUAGUAAAAGAGUCCAAUCCGCUAAAGAGGAAGAGGAAGAGAGAGGACACUAAAGACGAUGAAAACGGUGGAAUGUAGUGCUAGUGGAGCAAAAAAGCCAUGCCAACUACAGAACUGAGUUUCUUACUGCAGUAUAAGCAAGCAUUAUAUUUACCAGACGCACUCUGUCAUGCAUACAUUAUACAUUGUACAACAUAAAGAUUCUUGUUACAAUUACUUUUUUCUGUUUUUGUGUUUUUGUAUGUUGAUGAUCAUUUCCAUUUGCAAUGAGUCUAUUCAUGAUCAGUA